GACCAAAGAACUCAUUUUCUUCUCGCCCUAAAGCAGAGUUUCAUUAAUGGUUCCCUCCCAUUCUCCGCCCGCGUUUUGACGCCUUCUUUAAAUCGGCUCUCCAGCAAUUUAUCAUUCAAACUCUUACCAGAAUCAAAUGGCGAAUAGCAGAAAAAAGGUUGCAGAAGACCAAAGCUUAAAAGAUAGAAUCAGUGGUCUGCCACACAAUGUUAUUGAUUGUAUUCUGACCCACUUGCCUAUUCAAUAUGCUGCAAGAACUAGUGUUUUAUCAAGAAAAUGGAGGUACAUCUGGGCCACAUGCUCAGAGAUUGUGCUUGAUAAAGACUUUUACAUCUUCAUAGACAGAAGGAGAUCUUAUUUGCACACGGUGCAAUUUGCAGAAGUUGUGAUUCUAAUUCUCUUGCAACAUCUUGGGCCCGUUCGGAAGUUUUAUAUUGAGGCUUCACUAUCGGAUAUACAUUUCAUGAAUCUGGAUCAAUGGGUUCUGUUUGUGUCUAGGAAUGGUGUGGAGGAACUGACACUUAGGCCAUCUUCUAUAGGUUAUAAAUUGCCUUCUCACAUUUUUGAAUUUGUUUCUAAACAAGAACGGGAUGUUACACUGUCUGGAAAUUACUCCCUUCAAGACAUUAUUCCAGAUCUUAUCAGCAGUUGGCCAGGAGUUGUUCAGCUCCAGCUAAAUGGGUAUCUACGCCAGAAUAUGGAUGUUCUCAAUAAGAGUUUAAGAUGGUCAUCCUUCGCACCUGAUGACGACCAUUCGAAGCCGAUAUAUAUUACCUACCUUUUGACCUCGCUCUCCUUGCUGAAUGUGAAUUUGAACAAUAAGUGGCAGAUAUCGCAGGCCAUGUGGUUGCUUGCAAAUAGUACCAGUCUGAAAUUCGCAACAAUUGCUACAAAGGCAUCAGUCCCAAAUCACUCUGCAGUGGAGGACAAUGCGAUAAAUUUGGAAUUGCCAGUGGCGGUGAACACGAUGGGAAUGUCCAGUCUAGAAGUUUUGGAGAUAACAGAGAUUUCGGGGUCAAGAGCCGAAAUGUUUUUUCUCAAGGAGGUACUCGCUUCAGCCUCGUCCCUGCGUGAAGUUUCUAUAGGGAUUGCAAAAUGCGACGCCACAGUGGAGCUGAGGAUUUCAAAGGAACUAUUGCAGUUUCCUCGAGCAUCCACAAAAGCUGAAGUGAAACUGUUUGGCGUGGCCGACAACCCCUCAAGUACAAUUCGCUUUCCCUAGUAGAGUCAUGACUGGUUUUGGGUUGCCUUGAACUGGACAUCUUUUUGCCUUGAUAUAUAACAAGUUUUUGGGAAUCACACUCUUGCCUAGUAUAUUCAUGGCUGGUUUUUUAUUGCCUUGAAUUGGACAUCUUUUAAGUUUUGGUUGACUAUAUACAUUGACCUAUACCAAGAUCUUUGGAGUCACAUGCUUGCCCAGAGUUAUAUAUACAGUAUGUGUUAUAUACAUUGAUCCUAACCUUUUUAUACCCACAAGAAAACAAUUGAAAUACUAUAAAAUUACUGCAUCAAAAGUAAAGAGGGUAGGCCUUU
This is a messenger RNA of Cuscuta campestris, 1533 nucleotides long. The record is from the annotation of a GenBank genome assembly. NCBI's taxonomy places the organism in Eukaryota, Viridiplantae, Streptophyta, Magnoliopsida, Solanales, Convolvulaceae.